AUGGAGGGCCGAGGCAGGAGCCCCGGCACCAUGCAGGGCCGCAAGACCAACCUCAGCCAGCAUGUCCUGGAGCUGUGUGAUAGCAUCACUCUGCAAGAGCAAGCGCGGAAGCUGUCGCGGCACCGCUGCGAGGAAAAGCUGUGCCGGCAGGGAGAGCUGCUCCCGCCCCUGCGUCAGGCGCUGGCCGAGGACGUGCGCGCCCUGCGCAGUGCCCAGAAGCCCAAGGGAGCUCUGUCCUGCCCACGGCACAAGCUCACCCUCAGCGAGGCUUGCCGAGAGCCAGCCCUGGGCAUCGCUUUGGCCGGACAGACGGCGGAGGUAGCCAAGGAAAAGCUCCAGGCCAAAAUCCACGACCGGGCCAACACCUGCAACAUGCUGCUGUACCAGCUGAGGCAGCGGAGCCAGGUGCGGGACGAGCUGCAGAGGCGGCUGCAGCAGCUGCAGGAGGCUGAGAGGAUGGAAAAGCAGCACCAGGCGCAGAAGAAGGAGAUUCGGCGGCUGCAGAACAACAUCGCCAAGAUGCGCGUGAAAACGCAGGAGGCGCAGAAGAUGACGCGCCUGUACCUGGCGGAGCGGGAUGCCCUGAGGAAGGAGCUGGCCAACCUGCCCCCGCACCUGGACCUCAUGAGCCACACGGCCGAGCUGUACCAGGGUGAGCUGGAAGACAUGGAGCUCCUGGCCUCGGAUACCCUCAGAGCCGCCGCUGCAGCCAAGGCGGACUUGGCCAAGGCAGAAACUCGCUUCCUUGAAGACAGAGAGUGGAUGCAGGAUUCCUUGGCCGCCCAGAGGCGGCUCCAAGCCCAACCCUUGCUCAAGGAAGCCCGACCCAAGUUCAACUUGGACUCGCUGAGCCUGCGCUCACAGGACUCGGUGAUGGCUGCCAACCUGCAGGCAGCCCGGGCCCAGAGGGAGCACAGGGAACGCGUGGCCCGGACGGUGGAAAGAGCCAAGACUGUGACGCAGUCCUCCCACAUCUGGGAGAUCCCCAGCAGGCUCCUGGAAUGGGAGCAGUCCACAGUGUACCUGCAGAAGUAUAUCAAGGAGCUGAAGGAGAAGAAGCAGGCACUGAAGGAGACGCUGAAGGAGCUGGAGCUGAAGCGAGACAGCAUGAAGUUUCAGCCCCCCAACAGAAUCAGGUGCCGCCCGUUGGAGGAGGAGCUGAGGCUAAAAUGGCAGCAGGAAGAGGCUCGGCUGGAGCACAUGCGAGCCCAGACUAAGAAGAACAUGGAGCUCCUGCUUGAGGUUGAAAACGGAGUGGACGACCUCCAGUUCCGCCUGCGCGGCGUCACCGUGCCCGGCCAGGAUGACUCUGCCCAGGCCAUGGGGCUGGUGGAGAAGCUCCAGGCCUGUGGGCAGAAGCUGCAGUACCUGGCACAGCACGUGGCCAACCUGCCCCCCGACAGCUACAGCCGCGACGAGGACAAUGAGACCUUUGUGAAGGUCAGAGAAGUCCUUGAGGAAAGGGCUGCCAAAGACCCCAACAACCUGAAGGUUUCCUUGGAGGGCAGUGGCGGUUCUGCCCGAGACUCCUCCCACCUUGACGACUGUGACGAGCAGGUCCCCACCAGGGCAGACAUCAAGAAGCAGGGGCUGCUCCUGGUCCACAGGAGGAAGAGAAGGGGCUAUUACUAG
Molecule: messenger RNA, 1632 nt
Organism: Colius striatus (speckled mousebird)
Lineage: Eukaryota; Metazoa; Chordata; Aves; Coliiformes; Coliidae
Product: coiled-coil domain-containing protein 183-like
Exons: 14
Coding region: 1-1632 (543 amino acids)
Source: RefSeq, a predicted model, not a curated record